GUCACUUGCAGUAGGACAGCUAAGCUGAACAGGAAGGCAGAGAAACAGCAAAGCCAUGUCUGCUGUCCAAAGACGUAGGAAGGCUUACUACCAGAGAAGGAGGCAGAAGAGAUCCCGGAAGAUCCUGAGCAGACGAAGGCGGCUACAUUCCAGGCGAAAGAAGAAAGCGAGGACAAGACGCAUAGUGAGGUAUGCAAGGAGUCAGUAUCAAAAGAGGCGCCAGCCCAUGUCCCGGUAUUUCGACAGGCGGAUGAGGGCCAACGUCCUUUCAGCCCACAAGGCCAAGCACACCAUGUGCUCCCAGAGGAGUAAAGCCUAUAGCAGGAAGCCCUCACGGAUGGGCAGGCCAAGGAAUAAGAAGCAUUACACUCGGACUCGCUCGGGCCUUCUGCACGCCAAACUAAAGAAGAGGGCUGCGAUCAAGGCUAAACUCAAGAAGGCCCUCAAGAAACAUGCUAGGCGUACAGGUACUUCUGCUCUGAAGAAAGCCCAAAGAAAGCCACGUCGAACUGAGAACGAUAUUUUCUACAGUUUGGCCAACCCUUCCAUGCCAAAAGCAGCGUCGCCAUCAGAGGACCGGCAGACAAAGAAACAGUCUGUCCGCUUCACCACCCCUGGCAACCCAAAGAACAAGGAGAUGGAGCAACAGGAAGAUCUCUCCACUGAUAACCAAUCAAGCCAGCAAACAGUGACACCCAAGAAACGUGGCCGGCAUGCAGGCACGUCUGUUUGCAAAAGCCGCUAAGCUAGAGGAACACCCACCACUCUUCUCGGAACAACAACCUGCAGGCCUCAAGGGGGGAAUUGGAGAAGGGAAAGGGAAAUUACCCCCCAGCCUGCUUUGAAGAUCCCAGUAUAAAGAUCCUUUAUACUUUAUCCUUGAGGAGACCAUCUGCACCCACAGCAAUCCGAAACAGAAGUGAUUUUGCUGAACAAAUGAAAUUAGUUUUAUCAAUGUCUGAAAAAAGAUAUUUGAUCUUUUGCAUGUUUUACGGGCAAGACAACCAACCAGAAGAAGCAAUCCCGUGAGAGAACAUUUCUUUCUUUAUUAACAAGAGAUGAACAAUCACUUUAACCAAAAACUAGAGAAAAGAUUUGUCAUCAUUUGGUAAACAAAGGAUCGUUGUAUCCAAGGUGUGCAUUCCCCCAAGGAACAUCUUAAAAUUCUAAUAAAGCUGGAUCUUUU
This is a messenger RNA of Podarcis lilfordi (Lilford's wall lizard), 1186 nucleotides long. NCBI's taxonomy places the organism in Eukaryota, Metazoa, Chordata, Lepidosauria, Squamata, Lacertidae. The record is from the annotation of a GenBank genome assembly.